AUGUGUGAUGGCUCGGGUGGAGUUCGUUCACAAAUCAUUCGUCCAGAUUUCUCGUGUUCUGGAUAUCCGGACGGAAUGUACGCCCAAGGAUGUUCAUCUGACUUCACGGCGUGUGUAGCUGGUAAUCCAAUCGCAAUGAAAUGCCCUGCGAAUUUGAAGUAUGAUCAGGAUGAGAAGAAGUGUCUUUAUGAGUAUCAAGUGAGCGCUUGUCAAGCAACACCACCUACGACGGAAGAACCGUCAUCAACUGAUACAAUGGCCGAUUUUGUGACACCCAUUACUCCGUCAACUCUGCCCAUCGGAGCCUCUCCAUGCUCAGCGCUCUCUGAGGGUAUUUACGGUCAAGGA
This is a messenger RNA of Anisakis simplex (herring worm), 348 nucleotides long. NCBI's taxonomy places the organism in Eukaryota, Metazoa, Nematoda, Chromadorea, Rhabditida, Anisakidae. The record is from the annotation of a GenBank genome assembly.